Molecule: messenger RNA, 1585 nt
Organism: Staurois parvus
Lineage: Eukaryota; Metazoa; Chordata; Amphibia; Anura; Ranidae
Source: the annotation of a GenBank genome assembly
AUGCCGAUCCGUCGUGCCGUCAAUUCCCAGGAGACCGCCCCGAAGAACCGGCCUGCCGAGAGCGAGGACAAGAAAGCAGAGCCUGACGCCAGCUCAGAAGAGUCUGCUUCCACCGGGGAGGAGCAGGAGACUGAGACUCCUCCAGCCACUUCCAGUGAGACGGAGCAACCAAAGGAGGCGGAGACUGACGAGGAGAAGAAGACGGAGGGCCAAGUAACAGAGGAGGCCAAGAAGGAUGGGGAGAAGGAACAGUCCAAAGAGAAGGAGAAGAAGGUGAAGAAGACCAUUCCAUCGUGGGCCACUCUGUCUGCCAGCCAGCGGGCCCGGGCACAGAAACAGUCCCACGCCUCGUCCGGAUCCCGCCCCAAGAUGGACGCCAUUCUGACCGAGGCCAUAAAGGCGUGUUUCCAGAAGUCUGGGGCCUCCGUGGUCGCCAUCCGCAAAUACAUCAUCAACAAGUACCCGUCGUUGGAGCUGGAGAGGAGGGGCUUCCUGCUGAAACAAGCCCUGAAACGGGAGCUGCAGAGAGGGGCCAUCCGCCAGGUGAAAGGGAAAGGAGCGUCCGGCAGUUUUGUUGUCGUGUCGAAUUCUGGAAAGUCGGCACCGAAAUCCAGAGACAAGAAGAGAAGCGGAUCUGCAGGAGGAGAUCAGACCAACGUCAAGCUGGAGGACAUCUUACCUCUGGCAUUCACCCGGCUGUGUGAGCCCAAGGAAGCGUCCUACAGCCUCAUCAAGAAAUACGUCUCUCAGUAUUAUCCCAAGCUCAAAGUGGACGUCAGGCCUCAGCUGCUGAAAAACGCUUUGCAGAGAGCCGUGGAAAAGGGGCAGCUAGAGCAGAUCACAGGAAAAGGGGCAUCCGGAACAUUCCAGCUGAAGCGGGCCGGAGAUAAGCCCCUCCUAAGUGGCGGGGUGUUCGAGGACGCCAUCCCUCUCCGCCAUCACCGCUAUGAAUGAGCCCAAGACUUGCUCCACCACCGCCAUCAAGAAGUACGUUCUGGAGAACCACCCCGGAGUGAACUCCAGCUUCCAGGUCCACUGCUGAAGAGAACCCUGCAGAAGUGUGAGAAGAACGGCUGGAUGGAGCAGAUCUCCGGGAAAGGGUUCAGCGGUACCUAUCAGCUCAGCUUCCCAUAUUACCCAAGCCCGUAUGUGUUAUUCCCAGACAAAGCCGUUAAAGAGGAGGAUGACGAUGAGUCGGACGAUGAAUCAGAAGAAGAAGAGGAGGAGGAGUCUGAGGAGGAAGAAUCUGAGGACGAGGAACCCCCUCCAAAGAGGAGGAUGCAGAAGAAGGCGGCCCCCGCCAAGUCCCGCGCCAGGGCCCGGGCCCGAGCCCCCCCCACCCAAGCCCAAAAAGAGCGCACCGCCCCUCGGGGGAAAGCCAAGAGCGCCCCCAGAGAAAGCUCCACCAGCAGCACCGCCUCCUCCCCCGGCGAAAGCCAAGAAGGGAAAAGCAGCUCCACCUCCGGCCGCCUCCAAGAAGGCCGCCAGCCAGGCCCCCAAGAAGCCGGCCGCCUCCAAGAAAGCAGCAAAGCCCGCGCCGAAAGGCAAGCCCAGCUCGCGGAAAUCCCUGCGGUCCAGGAAGUGA